Molecule: messenger RNA, 4850 nt
Organism: Exophiala oligosperma
Lineage: Eukaryota; Fungi; Ascomycota; Eurotiomycetes; Chaetothyriales; Herpotrichiellaceae
Exons: 1
Coding region: 201-4751 (1516 amino acids)
Biological process (GO): Golgi to plasma membrane transport; exocytosis
Cellular component (GO): plasma membrane; exocyst
Molecular function (GO): phosphatidylinositol-4,5-bisphosphate binding
Source: RefSeq, a predicted model, not a curated record
AUUUCCCAAAUGCAAACAUAAGAUAACUGUUCCGUGCGAUCUACCUCAUAUUCAUACUGUACGAGAGCGACAGCAGCACAGGAGUGUAUGCUUGCUUCUGCCCUUUUGACGAAACUUCAGUUCCACACCGAGAUGCUACGAUUAUCCUCUCUGCGCACCUAGCCAUCAGAAGAUGAUGCCCUCGAACCCGACCAUCCGCCAUGAAUCAGUUACAGUAUCAGUCAGGGCAUCGGCAGCAACAGCAGCCUCCGCCGUCGCUCUCAAACGGCGCUCGGAAUGGCUCUCUAGGCAGUGCGUCCGGAGUCAAACAACCAGAGCCUCUUGAGACCAAUCAAUCCCGCGCCGCGCGUUUCGAGGAUGAGAAGAGACGUAUUGUUGAAAGCUGCUUCAACAAGAGGGACCAGGAUGGCAUGCAGGUGGAAUCAUACAUUACCCACGUUAGAAUACUAGAGGACGCUUCCUAUCCUUCGUCUCCGCCGCCGCCCGAAUCUCCUGCAGCCAACAAGAAGAACAGAGUGAUUCUCGUCGCGGUGCGAAGGUCGGGGAAGGUCAGGGUCCAUAAGGCUCGAGAGAAUCCUAAUGGCACCUUUUCUAUUGGUAAAACGUGGAACCUGGACGAGCUGAAUGCCAUCUUAUCAUACUCAUCGUUGGUGCCGGCCACGCCGCAGCAGCAAAUGGAGAAGCAAUGGGCUUCCAAUACUGGUUUCACAAUCACCUUAGGGAAGCCUUAUUUCUGGUCGGCACCGACGCCAAAAGAGAAGGACUUCUUCAUUGCCAGUUUGAUCAAGAUAUAUCGAAAAUACACAGGGGGGAAGGUGCCAGAUCUCAUCGGAUUCUCACCACAAGACGCGGCUCAAUUGAUAGGCAAUCCGGCUCCUCAAAGUGCUCCUCCGCCCAGAGGUGCAGGCACUUUCUCUCCCGCUGCUCCAUCCGACCGAUCGACACCUCCUGCGCAACCACCUUCUGUAGCUGCACUGAAUGCGAACCGACCGCAGUCGCCGUACACUGCCCAUCACCCCCCACCAAGUAGAGAUGGCAACAGAAUUGUGUCGCAAGAGCAGGAGCGGGCUUACUCGAGGCAGGAUCAACCCCAGAUGGCUAGAGAUGGGCCCGUACCACCUCCCCAGUUUGACAAUCGUGCCCCUUCGAGGCAGGAGCGAAGUACGCCGGUGCAGGAUCUUCCCAGAAACCAGCCCCCUAGUGCUCAGUACCGACGGGAUGAUGGACGCGCACCUUCGUUAACAAACAAUAUGCAAUCAACACCGCCGCGGCCCUCCCUCAGUCCUAAAACCUCCAAGACUUCUUUGUCGAGGAACGAGCCUGGUCUUGAGCCACAGCCGUUGAGGACAAACGGCGUAGGUGCAGCAAUUAUGCCUGCGGGCUUGGACUUUGCCGGUAAGAGACUGGGACCUAAAGCCAGUCAAGAUUCUUUCCGCAACGCUGGAGGCAACAGCGGCAUUGGUAGCCCAAGGCCGAGCAUCGCACCCGCAGACCGCAGGGCUCCAUCCGAAUCGAGACCUGACGUACCAGCAUUUGUUGAACCGUUACCUGAGAGGAAGAGGCCGGUGGCACCACCUCCCGAGCCUGUCGCAGAUCAAUUGGGUCCCCCAAGCCAGGAUGGCGACACUUUUGUCACCCCCAUGGGUACGCCAACAAAUUUGAAAGAAGAGGAGUCGCAAAAGCGUGCUCCAGACUACUUUGCAGCGAGACAACCUCAGAAAGAAUCCCAGCCAGAUGAGCCUAAACCAGCACUCCUUAGCAAUGCCACGCAUGAGCCUAGCAGCCAGGAUGCGCCUCCUAGUCAGAUCACAAACGAAAGAGUGACAGCUGAACCCGCUGAGACUGUACCGCCACCUCCCAAAGUUGAAGAGGAGCAUCGCCCUGGACUAGGACCUAUGAUCAAAAAGAAAUCUGGUAAAGACAUAGCCAAUCAAUUUCGAAGGGCUGCUCUUGCCGCACAGGCGUUCCAGCCUCGUCAAGGUGGUGCUGGCGCUCGUCUGAAGGCCCUACAAGAGAAAGAGAAGCAGUCAAACGAGCCUGACGGUAUCACUUCUGUUGUUCCAGCGCCUUUACAACGAGGCAUGAGUGGUGAUAGCGCCAGAACAGGCACCCCCGACUUGACUACUCCUAGUGUUGAAAAGGAACUGCCCGUGGUCAAACCCAACGAUGCGAUCCCUAAAGUUCAGAUUGAGCGGACAGCAACCUCCGAUAGUGUUGCAAGGCCUCAAACGCCGGUACAGAAGCCUAUUCCCGUGACCGAGACCCCCGAAAAACAGGCACGCGGGGAGUCUCCAGAUAAAGCACGAUCACGCUCACCACAAAGAAGGCGUAGACUGAAGUUGGAAGCCGAGGUGGAAAAAUACUGCUCAACCUUGGGCGUGGAUCCACGUAUCAUGGACGGUCGUGGUGCAGACUUUAACGAGCUCCUGACAGAGUUUGGAUGGGAAGGCAAGCUUGCUGACGAAGAGAAAGUGGAAGAUUUUGAAACGAGUAUUCGAAGAGAGAUCGGCCGCGCUCAGGCAAGUGGCUGGCUUGGACAUGUUGAACAACAGGAAACUAAAGUACAAGAGUUGGCGAAAGCAUUCGAAAAGGCCAUUGCAGAAUGUGAAGAGCUGGAUGGCCUCCUCACAUUAUACGCACACGAGCUCGACACUCUACACGACGAUAUUGAAUAUAUCGAGGCUCAGGGUCAAGGUUUACAGGUGCAGACAGCCAACCAGAAGUUACUACAAUCUGAGUUGGAGAGCCUCCUAAAGAACUUGACUAUAUCAUCUGGGGAUCUGAGGGCAUUAAGAGCCGCGCCGAUUGACAGUUACGAUGGUCUACAGGCUAUCGAAGGUUCUUUGGCCUUGCUGUACCGAGCAAUGUUGACGAUCGAUCCAGAAAUCCGGCAGAACAAACUCCGACAAGCUGAUGCCUCGACUGGUCGCGUUGGCGUGGGCCAAUUUGCAGACGCCGAGAUUGGGCAAAUGCGUGCGGUCCAACAGAAAAAAGACGAAUAUAAAGAGGAGAGCACAGUUUUCUUGAACCGACUCAAUCAACAUAUGAAGGCGAUGUUCCAAAUGGCCGAACAGCGAACAAGCGAGGAGAAUGCAACAGCCAGUAUUUCUUCAGGUACAUCUACAAACCUCAACCUCCGAGCAUAUGGUGCCUCGAGACAAGACCUGUGGAUGUACAAUACCAUGAUGCUGUUUGUCCGAGAAGUCAACCAAUACGAAUGGCAGACGUUGAUCAGUAGCUAUGAGAUAAAUGUGAAGAGCAUAUAUCAGUCACAAUUUCGCGAUUAUUCGAUGAGCCUCAAGAAGACUGCACGGAAGCCAACAGGGGAAGAACAAGAAAUCCUGUUCACCCAUCAGGAGAAAGAGAAAGCCGAGGAGUCACUCACAUCCACAGCUGCUCGAAAGUUGACGGUCAAGCGCGGCAGGACCGUCAAGACCAGUGCCCUGCGCCAGUCGAUAGGAGGGGAGAGGCGAGAUGGCAGACCUGAAGCGUGGACAAUAUUCGAUACUGUGCUUGAACAGCAGGCUACAGCCAUCUCCGAAGAGCAGAAUUUCAUUGUCCACUUCUUCCAUCUGGACUCCCAGUCAAACACUGAUUUUGCAGAGAUUGUACAGUCUCGAUCUCCUGACCAGCGUAAAGUGCCGAAUUUGCAGGCGAAGCAGUCUUACGACCCAGACCGCAACAUGGCCAAGAUCGUCCAGAACACUGUUGGUGGUAUUUAUUCGUUCUGGGAAAUGGAUCUGCAAAACCUGAUCACUUGGGUUUUGAAGAUGGACGAGAUCCAAGGUGUCGGAGUGCUGGUCUCUCUCGAGCAGUGCUUGGCCAAGUACGAAGAGACUAACCAAGAAUUCAUCACUAGAACCGUCAGGAUCCUCCAUGAACGUCUCACAGGCAAGUUCCACGCCUUCGUCGAACAGCAGGUCAAGGCUAUCGAAGAAACCAAGGUCAAAGUCAAAAAACGAAAGGGUCUCAUUUCAUUCAUGCGUGUCUUCCCCGAGUUUACGGCGGCCGUGGAAGAUAUGAUACCGCAAGAGUUCACCCUUGACUCGCUUGAUGUCCGGUUCACUGUGAACGAUGCCUACACGCGUCUCCUCAAAGCAAUGUGGGAGUCUCUCAAUUUCAUUGCGAAGGACAAUCCCGCGGGCGCCAGUGGGCCUACGAGUGCAAAUGCGCCAACGAGCGGAGACCCCGAGGAUAAAGAGGCUCUGAACUAUCAUAUCUUGUUGAUUGAGAAUAUGAAUUACUUUGUCGAGGAGGUCAAAACGCAUAACAAUGGUGUGCUCGAUGAGUGGGUUGAGCGAGCCGGCCAGGACCAGGUCAGCCAUCUUGGUCAAUAUACGGAUGCGGUGAUACGUCGACCACUAGGCAAGUGGCUCGAUUUCCUAGAGAGUACCGAGGCGAUGAUGAAAAACAUCUCGAGCGGCGACUAUGCCAGUAUUGCUAGCAAGCCCAGCCAUUCACGCAGCAGUGCGAAGAAGAUUCUCGGUGUGUAUGAUAUGAAGGAGGUGCGUAAGGGGGUGGAGACUCUGAAGAAGAGGAUCGAGAAGCAUUUCAGUGAUGCGGACGAAGGCGGACUGGGAGCCAGCACGAGCAGUCUGAGUCGUGGGUUGAUUGGACGUGUGUGUGAAGAGUGUGCGACUCGCUAUGCGCAUGCAUGGGAUAGGAUGAGAGUUGUGAUUGACCGUGUUUAUGAGGGUGGAUUGGAGAUUGAAUGGAGGAAGGAGGAUGUUCAGAUGAUGUUUAGGCGUUGAGAUGAGGUGUUGUGAUCUGCAUGUUGAUGAGCCUAGCUCUGUGCUAGUGUAUAUGUAUAUCAUUUUGAAUCAGCAAGCAUUUUACUUCGUAUAGCAUGG